ACCUAAAGCUAACUGGCCGUGGGCAAUAGCUAAGUUUGGACUAUUUCAUUAACAUCACAAAGCUUUAAAUUAAAUUCAUAUAGACCACCAAAUGAAAUUCUAAAUAUUACACCAGAUAUAUAAUUAUAUGACCUUUGUAGUUCAAACGACUAGUUUACCCCAACAAAAAGAGUCUAGAUAAAGUAGCUCAAAGCUUCAGGGUAAUUUGAUGCCUCUACGCGUGUCCUGGACGGAGAGAGAGGGAGGAGAGAGAGGCAGUAGAGACCGUCACAGCAGCUCUGCAGCAUGACUACAAACCAUUAGAGCAAACAGACCUGACCGCCUUGACAGACAGCGCACCUGUAGGCAAUUUUCUAAGGCUGACACGUCAACUUUUUCAGAACCGAGGAGGACGACUGGACCCCAGACAGAAAGUGGUCUCUGACUACUGUGCGCUUUACAACAUUGAUCAGUAGACAUGGUGGACACCCAGCAGCUCCUAGCCUGGCCUGUGGGAUUCAGUCUGAGCGCCGUGGACCUGUCAGAGUUGGAUGACAGCUCCCACUCCCUGGACAUGAAGCAUUUGUCCACGUUAGACUAUGCCUCCAUCUCCUCCUCCUCCGUCCCUUCCUCAAUGUCCCCCACACUCGUUUCCUGCGUCGCCUCUGCCGGUAUGGCCUAUGACCCCAGUCCGCCGCAAAGCGAAGAACACCUGACCAACUUAGACUACACCAACAUGCACAGCUACAGGACUGAGUACGACAUGCACAACUCAAUCAAGCUGGAGCCGGAGUCGCCUCCUCAGUACUCAGACAGCCCCGUGUUCUCCAAGCACCAGGACGAUACGUCGACCACAGCUCUAAACAUCGAGUGUCGGGUGUGUGGAGACAAAGCAUCAGGGUUUCACUACGGUGUCCAUGCCUGUGAGGGCUGUAAGGGUUUCUUCAGACGCACAAUCAGGUUAAAGUUGGUGUACGAUCACUGUGAUCUUCACUGUCGCAUUCACAAGAAGUCUCGCAACAAGUGCCAAUACUGUCGCUUCCAGAAGUGCCUCAAUGUCGGCAUGUCGCACAACGCCAUUCGUUUUGGCAGAAUGCCGCAGGCGGAAAAGGAGAAACUUCUCGCUGAGUUCUCGUCUGACAUGGAGCACAUGCACCCAGAGGCCGCAGAUCUGAGGUCUCUAGCCCGACAUCUGUACGAGGCCUAUCUGAAAUACUUCCCCCUCACCAAGGCCAAGGCCAGGGCCAUCCUCUCUGGGAAGAACGGAGAUAACUCACCUUUUGUCAUCCAUGACAUGAAAUCUCUAAUGGAAGGAGAGCAGUUUAUUAAUUGUAAGCAGAUACCAAAUCAGGAGCAGCAGCAGCCAACAUCAGCCCUAACAAUUGGACAUGGAGGUUUCCCUGCAGCUCACUCAGGUUCAGAGUGUGCUAUUUUGGAUGCCGUGGAGCUGCGUUUCUUCCACAGCUGUCAAUCACGCUCGGCUGAAGCGGUUAGAGAAGUGACAGAGUUCGCUAAGAGUAUCCCAGGAUUCAUCGACCUGGAUCUCAAUGAUCAGGUUACCUUACUAAAGUACGGAGUGAUCGAGGUUUUAAUCAUCAUGAUGGCUCCUCUGAUGAACAAAGACGGCACCCUGAUCUCCUACGGGCAGAUCUUCAUGACACGGGAGUUCCUCAAGAGUCUCAGGAAACCUUUCUGUCAAAUGAUGGAACCAAAGUUCGAGUUCUCUGUAAAGUUCAACAUGCUGGAGCUGGACGACAGCGACAUGGCGCUGUUUCUAGCGGUCAUUAUCCUCAGCGGGGACCGUCCCGGCCUGCUCAACGUGAAGCCCAUCGAGCAGCUGCAGGAGACGGUGCUUCACUCGCUGGAGCUGCAGCUGAAGCUAAGCCACCCGGACUCUCUGCAACUGUUUGCCAAGCUGCUCCAGAAAAUGACCGACCUGCGUCAGAUCGUCACCGACCACGUCCACCUCAUCCAGCUGCUGAAGAAGACUGAGGUGGACAUGUGCUUACACCCACUGCUGCAGGAGAUCAUAAAGGACUUGUAUUAGAAUGUAUCUGGGGAGACCGACAAGUGGAGAGGAGAGGAGAGAAAGGGAAAAAAAAUAGAGGGAAUAAAUAGAUUUUGUUUUUGAAAUCAUGAGUUGUGAAAUAAAGAGGAGAAAAAAGGAGAUUACCAGACAGGCUGACUGGAAAUAAGAUAGAGAAGGGGAAGAACAGCAAAAAGCCAAAAAGUCAGAAUCAGAGUGUUAAAUCUUGUCUAGACAUGUGAGUAAGUUAUGGUGCACGGUCGUUCAGCCCCUGCUGAGCCUGGACAUUUUGUGAAUGAGCGGGCUGCCAAGUGAAAUAUGAAACAAUUGCCUAUUGCACCAAUCAGGAUGAGCAACUCUUUUUUCCACUGUAAUAGUGGAGACUUUCUUAUUGGCGAGACGGUGCUUUGAAUGGUGAAAGCUCAUUACCGCACACACUCUAGGAGGAUCAAAGUAUCACUGUGAAUAUUUUAUACCAUAUGUAACACACUGCUUCAUGUACAGCUCAUCUACACACACGCUACGUUACAACCGUCAUAGGCAGCAGCAGCAGUGUGUGCUUGCCUACAAACCUCCGUGAACAAGCAAAAAACUGCAUGAACGCUUUCUAGUGUCAACACAUUCUCUGUUUGGGCAUCAGGGAGGAAGGUGCUAUUUCUUUUAAAUCAGCUUAAUCCAAAAAUCAGAAAUCUGAUUAUUUCCUGUUCCAUAUUUUAGACUCAGCUACCUGCAGAAACUGUGAGAAGACGUGAAGUACACAUAAGAGGCACAUAACCAGAAAGAUGAAACCGUUUGUGCCUUAUUGUGCCUUUAAGAUUUGCUGUUUGACUCUUGUGUGGAAUUUAAAAAAAAAACAUGAUCUACAUUAAACAUGUAUAAUGUUAAAUAUAUUCUCGUAUAUAUUUUUUUGUAUGGGAAAAAAAAUUGUCAAACAACUUGCUUUACAGCCUUUUUUUCAAAUUCUUUCAAAGAGGUUUGAGCUUUACUGACUUUAGUGAUUUUGUAAAUAUUCUAAGUGUUCACCGUGUCUGAUCAAUGAGAUUUUGUUUUUUAACGGGGGGGGGGUUAGACAAAGGGACUGGAUUGAUUACAAACGGGCGGGAAAAGGAGACAUUUUCUGUAAAUAAAAAUAUUUUCUAACUUUUUAUUUAAA
Molecule: messenger RNA, 3158 nt
Organism: Labrus bergylta (ballan wrasse)
Lineage: Eukaryota; Metazoa; Chordata; Actinopteri; Labriformes; Labridae
Gene: pparg
Product: peroxisome proliferator-activated receptor gamma
Biological process (GO): positive regulation of transcription by RNA polymerase II; cell differentiation; hormone-mediated signaling pathway
Cellular component (GO): nucleus
Molecular function (GO): nuclear receptor activity; RNA polymerase II cis-regulatory region sequence-specific DNA binding; zinc ion binding
Source: RefSeq, a predicted model, not a curated record